This is a messenger RNA of Callorhinus ursinus (northern fur seal), 614 nucleotides long. RefSeq names its product SLC51 subunit beta (gene SLC51B). The record is from RefSeq and is a predicted model, not a curated record. Lineage: Eukaryota; Metazoa; Chordata; Mammalia; Carnivora; Otariidae. Gene Ontology annotation, biological process: bile acid and bile salt transport. Gene Ontology annotation, molecular function: protein heterodimerization activity; transmembrane transporter activity. Gene Ontology annotation, cellular component: plasma membrane; protein-containing complex.
UUUGUUUCCAGGGCUCUUCAGGGCUUUGCCCAGAGGCCGGAACCUAGGAAACCAGGAGGGCACCUGGGGAGCCAAGAGACCUAAGGAUUUCGUUGGCAGAAACAUAUCCCAACCAGGAGCAGGGGGCAUGGACCACAGUGAGGGGUUCAUCCAAGCCCCAGCCGGUACCACGGUGCCUCAGGAACUGCUGGAAGAAAUGCUUUGGUUUUUUCGGGUGGAAGAUGCAUCUCCUUGGAAUUAUUCCAUCUUUGCCCUGGUGGGCGUGGUGGGCGUGAUAAGCUUUGUCCUCCUGGGAAGGAGCAUCCAGGCAAAGAGAAAUCAAAAGCUCCUGGGGAAAAACAAACCAGAACUCCAAGACUUGGCUGAGGCUGAAACCAGAGAUGACAAUAACCUGAACAUCCUAAAAGAGACUUUGCUCUCAGAAAAGCACAAUUUAGCCCAGGUGGAAAUUGAGUUAAAAGAGGGAGAUGCGUCACUGGUUCUCCUUCCAGACCCACAAGAAUCGGAGACCUAGUAAGAAUUCAGAGCCCUGCCCCAUGGUGCCAGCAGAUAAGAUGAACGAACUGCAAUCAAACUAAUAUUCUGUUAUGGGAUGGGGGAGAAGAAACACUUUU